This is a messenger RNA of Aspergillus puulaauensis, 1017 nucleotides long. Its product is annotated as aldo/keto reductase family protein. NCBI's taxonomy places the organism in Eukaryota, Fungi, Ascomycota, Eurotiomycetes, Eurotiales, Aspergillaceae. Gene Ontology annotation, molecular function: oxidoreductase activity. The record is from RefSeq and is a predicted model, not a curated record. Bases 1 to 1017 code for a protein of 338 amino acids. The transcript has 2 exons.
AUGUCAGAACCAGAGUCACACCCAAAGCCCCGAGCAAUCCUCGGCCUAAUGACAGUCGGCCCCUCUGCCAGCACCGGCGCCCGCAUAACCUCCCUAUCCGACUUCCAGCACCUCCUGACCACCUUCCAAUCCCAGGGCUACACCGAACUCGACACGGCGCGAGUCUACACAGGCCGAGAACAAGAAUCCUUCACAGCAGCCGCAGGCUGGAAAGAGCGAGGCCUCAAAAUCGCUACCAAAUGGUACCCGCUACAACCGGGCUUCCAUAAACCGGCUAUCCUGCGCGAGAAGCUCAAUGAGUCGUUGAGAGAGCUGGGGACGCAUUGGGUGGAUAUCUUCUACCUCCAUGCGCCUGACCGCGCAGUACCGUUUGCGGAGACGCUGGGGGAGGUGGAUGCUUUGUAUCGCGAGGGCAAGUUUAAGCAGCUGGGCUUGAGUAAUUAUACAGCAUAUGAAGUUGCGGAGAUUGUGACGCUUUGUUGUGAGAGGGGCUGGGUGAGGCCGAGGAUUUAUCAAGCUAUGUAUAACGCGCUCAUCCGAACGAUUGAACCAGAACUGAUUCCUGCAUGUCGCCGGUACGGACUAGAUAUAGUAAUCUACAACCCCAUUGCGGCGGGCGUUCUCGCCGGGAAAUACAAAUCCGCAGAUACUAUCCCAGCAGAAGGACGUUUCAGCGCGCAGAGUCCAACGGGGCAGAAUUACCGGAAUCGGUAUUUCAAGGACUCGACGUUCGCUGCGGUGCAGGUUAUCGAGGCCGCGGCGAGUAAGCACGGGUUGACCAUGGCCGAAUGUGCGUUUAGGUGGACGAGGCAUCACUCGCAGCUGCGAUUUGCGCCGCAUGGGAAUGACGGGGUUGCUAUUGGUGUUAGUAGUGUUGGGCAAAUGGAGAAUAACCUGAGAGAUUUGGAGAAAGGGCCGUUGCCGGGGGAUGUCGUUGAAGCGUUUGAGGAAGCUUGGAUGCUUACGAAGGCCACGGCGCCGGUUUAUUGGCAUGGGGAGCUGGAGUACUUCGUAUAG